Planococcus citri (citrus mealybug) is the source of this 1037-nucleotide messenger RNA. Its product is annotated as farnesol dehydrogenase-like. The transcript has 7 exons. The coding region runs from base 199 to 936 and encodes 245 amino acids. NCBI's taxonomy places the organism in Eukaryota, Metazoa, Arthropoda, Insecta, Hemiptera, Pseudococcidae. The record is from RefSeq and is a predicted model, not a curated record.
UGAUCUGUUUUGAUGCUGAUAUGUGUGUGUUUUGUUUUGUAAGUGUGACUAUAUAACUGACUAUACGUAAAAAAUCAAAGUUAUUUUUAAUAAAUGUGCGUUUAUGGUUGUCUAAUCAACUCUUUAUUGAGUGGAAAAAUCUUGACAGACCACGGAGAGAUUUAGCAGUUGAUAUUUUAUCAUAACCUAUUACUCAAAAUGGAGAGAUUUUCUGGUACUGUGGCGGUUGUGACUGGAAGCAGCGCAGGUAUUGGAGUUGCUAUUUCGAAAGAAUUACUUAAAAGAGGUCUGAUUGUGGCUGGAUUGGCAAGAAGAGAAGAUAAGCUGAAACUGUUAAAAGAGGAAUUAGAUAAGUCAGGUUAUAAAGGCAAGUUUCAUCCUAUUCAAUGUGACAUAACCAACGAGCAAGAUAUUAUAUCAGCGUUCGAGAAAAUUAAAACCAUCGGCAAACUAUCCAUCUUGGUUAAUAAUGCUGGUGUUCUACAGGUAGAGCGUGUUCAUGAAAUAAGUAGUUCCGCUUUUGAUUCAGUAUUCGAUACAAAUGUCAAAGGAUUAGUUUUCUGUGCUCAACAAGCUAUAAAAAUCAUGAAAGAGAAUUCAAUCCGAGGCCAUAUCGUAAACGUAUGCAGUAUCGCUGGAACUCCCAGUUGGGUACCAAAAUUACAGCUUGGGAUUUACUCAGCUUCCAAACAUGCAGUCAAAGUGAUUUCGGAUGCCUUACGCAGAGAGAUGAUUUUGGAAAAGACUAAAAUCAAAGUCACAAAUUUGAGCCCCGGUUUAGUGGAAACUGAUAUGACCGAAAAGUACCUACCUGAUGAUCCUGAUGAGUACAUAAGUGCUCAAGAUAUCGCCAAUGCUUGCAUAGCUGUUUUGGAUACUCCACCUAGCGUUGUGAUAUCAGAGCUGACAGUGUUACCAAUAAAUGAAAUAGUGUAAAAAUAGGAACAUUACAUGCAUUUAAUCACUAUUAUAAUCAUAUGUUCAUUAUCAGGAAUAAUUAUUUGAUAACUUAUACCUAAUUAAAUUUGAUGUACCUA